UUUGAAUAUCGGAUCUCCAAAAUUUGUUGCGAUACCUGUCAAGGUCCUUGGAUUGUUUACAGGGUCAAGGAGCAGAAUCGUUCCCUUCGCUGGUUUGGCAACAUCUAUGGCCCGGGAUACUGGAACAGCUCCCAUAAUCGAAGCCAUGGUGCCCACAAAGGGUCUUUGGAACGACUUCUCCGCCAUGAGCCACGAGAUCUGUCGAUUCAGAGACCUCAGGAUCUUCAUAAGAAUCACAGAGGCACUCACCUGGUUGGCAUGCGGUGCUGCAACUAGAAUGACAGAGCCCUCGGCAGGUACAUGCCAUGCUCCACGAACUUGGAUAUCUCUGAAGAAGCAGUCUACCAUCGUGGCAAAGACCCGGAGAAUGAUAUCGUAUACCCACCCCACGGCAGGCUUCAGGUUAGGCGGCGCCGCCAUCGUGACGGUUCUGUUCAGGCACAAGUAGUAUUAAUUAUGACUGGGAACAGAGCUUAUAGUGGUGAGAUAAACAGGUUGAUUGUAGCUACACAAGCCAUCUACUCACCGUGCACGAUUGUAAGAAAGUACUUGGAGUUGUGAAAAUGUAUUUUGUUGAGAGCGGGGCACCGAAAGAGGAAUAUCUCACCCACGUGACUUUCUGACACCUUUUGGCUACCUUACCUGAACCCUACUAGGACCUAUGUACUUCUGAUAUAUUAUUUUGUUGUAAGACGAGAUAUGAAAAUGAGCCAGUGGUAUAGGCUUGCAUGUUAGUCGUUGUCCGGCGGGAUUUAGCGUCUUCGCUUCAAUUGUUGACUUUCGGUUCUGUUCUGUUCAUCGCAUGACGGUGAAAUAAAAGAUAGCACCUUGUUCAUUUUCGAGACUGAGUUUUCAUGUAAUGUAGUCCCAGAAAUUCUUUUUCCAGUUGUCCUUAAAGAAAUGUGAGUAUGGUGGAUGGUCGGGGCUUAGAUGAUUUACAGCGAGAAAAACGGAUGUCGGCGGACACCACCCUUGAAAGCAUGUCGCCUCUCAUUUAUGUUAAUGUCUGUGAUACAGUCAAUUGCCGAGAGUAACUUGCAACAAAACGAUUUCCAAGUGAUGCAACGAAGAAUCGAUACCGAAACGUUUGCUCUCGUUACUCCCUGCCAAUGCUUGGCUGCCCGUAAAUGGCCUAAUAUGGAAGGUCGUAAGCUCCAUCCGGCACACAUCGUCAAGAACACGUCCUACGAGUGUGGCUCAGGGCAAAUAAACCUGCAAUUGAUGUUCAUCCAAUCGCGAAUAUUUACAAAAAUGCUCGAACAUCUUAGGUGGCAAACUCGAUUUGUUUUAUGCUUAUCGUUUGAUGGCAAGACCAGCAGGAAGUAUCCCCCUUUUUCAUUUCUCAGGGCGGCGCAGUAAAUACCAAGCUCGGCUACGGCAAUAAUCCCACCCAAUAAGUCCCAGGCAACGAUGCAGCCAAGUCCUGAUCCAAUCUCCUGACUUCCACCCUGGCCUGGAGCUGUGAUCUUUAUUUCGGCAACUUGCCCACUUUUUGCAUGUUUUGCGCCGCGCGUCUUUAACAACUUUUCCAUAAAGCAAGCCAGCUUGUUGGGAUGCUGUGGUUUAAGCAUGGCCUGGCAAAUGCCGUGGUCCUCUUGUCCACAUUACUGCAUUCCACUGCAGCCGUUGAAUGUGCAGGUAGCGGCUUAUACACAGUCACUACAGUCAACAGGCAAGAAGACCUCGACAGCCUGGUUGCCAAUUGCACCGUAUGGCUUGGUGACAUCAGUAUUGCCAACGAGUGGAAUGGUACAUUGGUUCUGAACAACAUUGUCAAUUUCACAGGUCGAUUUACGACAGACCAGUACCAUGAGGAUUACACUGAGGAGUACACUGACUCACUCUGGCCUAGCCCUCUCCUCACGUCAAUCGAGGCUCCGCAGCUGAGAUUUCUCGGCGUGUUGUCUUUUAUGAAUGCAUCCAAUAUUGAGACCGUAGCUCUUCCAAACCUUGAGAAGAUUGGGAGUUUAUUCGUCGACCAGAGCGAGCAGAAAGAACUAGUUCUAGACGUUACAUCGCUGAAAAUUGUCACUGAUAAACUUCAGAUACUGGGCAAUGUACCGAAGGUCAGCUUCCCCAACUUGACUGAGGCUGAUUCAAUUUUCAUUGCCAGCAAUCGUAGCCUGCUCGCACGUUACUCCUACUACGAAGGUAGCGGCCCAUUCCCAGGCAUGGCGGUAGAUUUCCCGUUGCUAGUGCAUGCAGGGUUGGUACACUUGAUAGGAAACAUAUCCAGUAUCAAAAUGCCCUGGUUGAUGAGCUCAGGUGGGGGUUAUAAUCAGUAUGACUUGAUAGACAAGUGGUCGCUGAAAAUUUGGACCACUGGAAAUCCGCUAAAUGUCAACUUCCCAUUCCUGCGGAAUGUCUCUGACAUUUCUUUGUGGGGAACCGUGAACAGCUUCUACUUUCCAGACCUUGAAAGUAUGGACGGGACCUUUGAGUUUAAACCAACCAUUAAUGCCUUUUUUCAAACCUGGCCACUACAGUAUGUAGGGAGAAUUGAAGUUGGUGGAAACGUGACUGACUACAAUCUGGAUUCUCUCAGAACAGUUGAUGGACUCAAAAUAUAUCCAUUGGAAAAAAUCGACUGCGAUCCUGCUGUCGAAGCUUGGCUCAGAAUGCAUCCUGGAUACGACAUGAAAGACUGGUACGAUGCUAGAUACUACUACGACCCAUAUUUUGACUGCAAUGCCAAGUCGAGGAAGAAAGAAAACCCAUUCCCGAAAGUGGCAGUCGGCCUGGCCGUGGGUAUCGGCAUCCCAGUCUGGCUGUUUUUCAUGUUUGCACUGUGGCACAGCAGGAAGCAGAAAAAGAAGGCCGAAGAAGUUGCUAAGAUAAAACCACCGGAUUAUGAGGCUGAGAUGGCAGCCAGGAGCGCAGGUGGUGGUGAGGUUUUACCCGACUAUGAGCCGCGGAGGAGUCAGGGAAGUGGAGGACACCCUGAAUCGGUAAUUGAGCUUGUUGAUAUGACCAGGCCGUCUCAACGUCCACAAAACCCACCAGGAUACGAUGUUGCAGUAGGUAAUGGCAAUGCGAUAGUUUCAACUGGAGGAGCCGCAGAAGAAACCCACAAUGGAAGGGCAAUAAUAGAUAAUGAGCCAAGAUCGACAUCUGCGACUUGAGGAUGUUGCUGGAUGGGGCGUAUCUAUUAGACGAACACGUAUUGCAAAACUGCAGGCAUAUACAUGGAAUGUCUACCUGGACAACAAAAACCUAACAUAAUUUUUAAUUGUUAAUCCUCUCAACAUGUG
This is a messenger RNA of Cadophora gregata, 3251 nucleotides long. RefSeq lists its product as uncharacterized. NCBI's taxonomy places the organism in Eukaryota, Fungi, Ascomycota, Leotiomycetes, Helotiales, Ploettnerulaceae. The coding region runs from base 1554 to 3122 and encodes 522 amino acids. The transcript is spliced from 7 exons. The record is from RefSeq and is a predicted model, not a curated record.